AUGCUUUCUUUAGAUCAAGUAGACAUAAUUCCAUUUCCAAAUAUUCAUAUAAAAUUAGAUACAGGUUUGCAUCGGCUUGGAAUCAGUGUCAAUGAUGUUCCAAUUCUGAUUAAUAAACUCAGUGCAAAUUCUCAUCGCAUUCAUGUCAAAUCGAUUUAUAGUCAUUUUAUGGGAAUUUACACUUCAGGGUUGGAUGAUAUGGCUCGACAUCAAGCUGAUUUAUUUGUUACCAGUGCAGUUACCAUUGAAAAAGCACUAGGCUAUAGUGUAAUGAAACAUUUAUGUAAUUCGGGCGCAACAAUCCGUUAUCCCGAUUUUCAUUUGGAUAUGGUUCGUAUAGGAUGUGGCCUCUAUGGUAUUUGGCCUGUGCAACCGAAAGUUGAAUUUCAAACGUGUGUCGCUUCACUCGUUGCUCCCAUCAUUCGUCUUGAAUGGGUCUGUGAAAAUGACACUGUUGGGUAUGUUCAGCAUCGAUUAAAUCGUUCGUCGCUAAUCGGUGUUCUCUGUAUUGGGUAUGUAGAUGGUCUUCGACGUCAUUUAAACAAUGGUGAAGGGAGAGUAUGGAUAUACGGUUAUCGAGUUCCUAUACUCAGCAUUUCUAUGGAUAUGACAAUGAUCGAUUUGACUGAUGUUACUGAGCAAGUUAAUAUCAAUGACCAAGUUGAGAUUUUCGGUGAACAUAUACCACUUGAACAGAUGGCUCGAUGGUGCCAAAUGGUGUCUCAUGAAUUGAUUGCAGGAUUAGGUCAAAGAGUCAAGCGAAUUUUUGUGGCAGAAGAAUAUGCAAACUAA
Messenger RNA from Rotaria socialis, 792 nucleotides. Lineage: Eukaryota; Metazoa; Rotifera; Eurotatoria; Philodinida; Philodinidae. The record is from the annotation of a GenBank genome assembly.